Centropristis striata (black sea bass) is the source of this 2410-nucleotide messenger RNA. RefSeq names its product cell division cycle 37 homolog (S. cerevisiae) (gene cdc37). The record is from RefSeq and is a predicted model, not a curated record. Gene Ontology annotation, biological process: protein folding; protein stabilization. The transcript has 8 exons. Gene Ontology annotation, cellular component: cytoplasm. Lineage: Eukaryota; Metazoa; Chordata; Actinopteri; Perciformes; Serranidae. Gene Ontology annotation, molecular function: protein kinase binding; heat shock protein binding; protein-folding chaperone binding. The coding region runs from base 756 to 1733 and encodes 325 amino acids.
AACUCCCGGGAGAAGGGGCCGUCACGAUGAGCAGCAGAGCGGGCGUCGACUACAGCGUCUGGGAUCACAUUUAUGUGUCCGACGAUGAAGACGUGACCAGUCCGUUCGUCGACACGCCGAGCUUGUUCCGAAUGAGACACCGGGUCAGCAGUGAAACUUGUAGUAGCUGUGGAGUUUGGAGUCUUUUACCUGGUUAGUUUUACUAGUAGAAGUGACUUAAAUAGUGGCGUUAACCAAAGGAGUCCGUACAGAGAGAGCUCUGACCCAACAGGUGUUACACGGAAAUCUGUGACCCGUCAGAUUCUGUGCCACCUGCAAGCAGAAGACUCGCACGCAAACUCUUUUGUAUAGCACUUUAAAAAGAGUUACAAAGGACUUCAUUGGAUGGGAAAUUGAAAGAGUGGGAAAUUGAAGAGACAAAGAACACGUUAUAUGAAAACAGAAACAGGCUUGUUCCAACUAAUAUUUCCCAAGAUAUUUGAGACACGUCUCCCACACCAGGCACUGAUUCAUUAUUGCUGUGUGAAAUAGUCUUAACAUUGCAAAAUGUAGCUGCUUGGUAAGUAGAUCUCUGUCAUGCACACUUUUGUUUUGAAUGCAUGUGUUCUUCUAAUUUCACUCUUGAGCUUCUUUUCCCUUCCUGAUCCUCUACAUUCUCCCUGCAACCCCCACCAUCUGUCUUGUGUGUUUUUCUUUUAAUUUAUUUAUUAACUGUCAUCCACUCUGGCCUGACACAACAGACCCGACUGGAGAGAAUGGCUGAGUUUCAGCAGAGAGGCGAAGAUCUAGAGAGUAACGUAUUAGAAUGCAAGAGUCUAUUAGAGGAAGCCCAGGGACGACUUAAAGAGCUGGAGGAAGGAAGGAACGAGGGAGAGGAGGAUGAGGAGAGAGAGGCUGAGCUAAAGAAAGUCCAGGCCGUGGUGAGGAAGCUGAAGAAAGAUGAAAAGUCCUAUGAGAAAAUGCUCGAAGAACAUCGGCGAGAAGCAAAGAAACAGCCCUGGGAUGUUGACACUAUCAGCAAAGAAGGUUUCAGCAAAAGUGUAGUUAACAUCAAGCCUGUAACAAAGGAGGAAACGGAGAAGGAAAAGGUGGAGAAGCACAAGACCUUUGUGGAGAAGUAUGCAAAGGAGAUCAAACACUUUGGUAUGCUGCGGCGAUGGGAAGACAGUCAGCAGUAUCUGUCUGAUAACCCACAUCUGGUGUGUGAAGAGACGGCUAAUUGCCUUGUUGUCAUCUGUAUUGACUUUGAGAUAGACGAGAAACAUGCACUGAUGGAGCAGGUGGCCCACCAGGCCAUCGUCAUGCAGUUCAUCUUGGAUUUGGCUCGGACGCUUGAGGUUGACCCAAGAGGCUGCUUCAGAAAAUUCUUUUCAAAGAUCAAGACUGCAGACAAGCCGUACCAAGAUGCAUUUGAUCGUGAGCUGAAGUUGGUGAAGGAGCGGAUACGCAGCUGUGCCGAGGCUCGUAUGGAGGACGCUAUGAGGGAGAUGGAGGAAGAGGAGAAGCAGAAGAGACUGGGCCCAGGUGGUUUAGACCCUGUAGAGGUCUAUGAGUCACUGCCAAAGGACUUACAGAAGAGCUUUGAUGAGAAAAACCUUCAGAUGCUGCAGGAAGGGCUCAGCAAACUGGACCUGGAGGAGGGAAACUACCACCUGAGGAGGUGUAUUGACUCUGGACUGUGGGUCCCUGAUGCAGUAGAGGGUGAUAAUGAAGAUGAUGAGGAAGAAGAUUAAUAAGAAAAAAAUAUUUAUUUUUAGCUUAUGUGUGCAAAUAAUACUUCAUAUAUCCAACAAAAUGUACGUAUGUAGAUAUUCAAUAAGAACAAUGGAUUAAACCAUCAUGUGAUAAUAAAAGGGGAAUACUUUUGGCAGUGUUCAGUCAAAAGCACUUUUACUUUUUUUCUUUCAAUUUUAAGACACAUUGUGCAUCCAACUUAACAAAAUAAAGACAGAAUUAGUAUAUUUUAAGCUUGCCUCAGUCUAUUACAUUGCCGACACUUGACUCUGAAUUAAUGUUGUAAGAAUCAGCUGAAUUAAUAAUGAUUACCAAUUUACUCCUGUAUAUUUAUUAUAUAUUUUCACAUUAGAGACUUUGCAAGAGCAGUCACUCAUUCUGUUUUUUAUUUAUUUAUGUGUUUUUUCUAGUAAUGGCUAAGACAUUGGCUUAUACCUGUGAUAAAUGAAACUAAGAUUCUGAUAGAAACAGUAUCUCUGGGAUUCAGGCUUGAUAGCACCUUUCAAAUCAAUUUUCAAAUAAAUUUUAUUCAUAUAGCCCAAAACCACAAAUCACAGAUUUGCCUCAAAGGGCUUCCUUUAAGGACAGGGACUCCAAUCAGAGUGUUCAAUCCACAAAUACUUGGCAAUAACUUGGCCAAAUACAGCUCAUGGAUGUAUGUGGGUGGUGUGGUCUA